CUUACCAAACUCCUCCCAGCCGCAGGCUUUAAUAUACUUGAUAUAAUAACUAGUAGUAAUACCGCAGCACAAUACAACCAGAUAUCUCAAACCUUGCAAACGGAUAUCGCCGGCCGUAUAUGUAAUACGGUGCAUGCUGAUGGCCACAACUUGUUAAUUGCCGCCGUAGGUCUGUUAGGGAUAGUAGGUUUGCAAGAUCAUUGGUUCAAGAGGACGAGGAUCCUAAGGCAGAUAUUGUGCUGGUGGCAAGGCAGUUCCUUCGAGAGGCAGAUUUGGUACUUGGUAUGGCACAUAAGCUUGAUUUCAACGUACAGUGGCCUAUCCAAUACCAUCGGGCACCUCCAAAACCCACUGGGAGGCCUAUCCGGUAUAACUACAAUGACCAGUCUUCAGCUCCCCGAUCGGCUGCAAGAGUCUUUAGACGAUACGAAAGUCGAGUAUCGCCAACUUGGCAAAUCUGGACUUCGCGUAUCUGUACCCAUCUUGGGCUGCAUGGGUUUCGGCGACUCCCAGGCUAUUCCAUGGGCACUCGACGAAGAUAAGGCGCUGCCGUUGCUCAAGGCAGCCUAUGAUAGGGGGCUCAACACCUGGGAUACAGCCAACUCUUAUUCAAAUGGUGCUUCCGAGCGUAUCAUUGGUAAAGCCUUACAACAAUUUGGUAUCCCUCGUGAGAAGGUGGUAAUUCUCACCAAGUGCAAUUUUGCCGUGGGCGAAACUCCUGGGAUGACCGAUCCUCGUUUCAAUCCGAGUAACCCUAACGAGGAGCAGCAAUUUGCGUUUUACUCCGAGUUUGAAAGAAGCAAGGAUUAUCAAAACCAAUUUGGCCUCUCGCGUACAGCAAUUUUCAACCAAGUCGAAGCUUCAUUGAAGCGACUAGGCACUACAUAUAUUGACCUGCUACAAAUCCACCGCUAUGAUAAUUCGGUACCUAUCGAGGAAACUCUGAAAGCUCUUCACGAUCUUGUUCAAUCAGGCAAGGUCCAUUACAUUGGCGCCAGUAGCAUGUGGGCAACACAAUUCGCUAGGCUUCAGUUUUGCGCGGAACAAAACGGCUGGACGAAAUUUGUUAGCAUGCAGGACCAGUAUAACUUACUUUAUCGGGAGGAAGAACAUGAGAUGAUUCGCUUCUGUAAUGAAACAGGUGUGGGACUUAUUCCUUGGGCCCCUUUGUGCCGUGCCUAUCUCGCCCGGCCCCCGUCUAGCUCCACGACGAGUACCUCCACUGAGACUGACCUCACGAGUGGGGGACUUGGUUCCUCUGAAGUCGAUAUCAAAAUUAUUGGACGGGUGGAAGAGCUUGCAAAAAAACACGAAUGGCCGAUGGCUCACAUUGCACUUGCCUGGAUUAACAAGAGGGUCACAAGCCCUAUUAUCGGAUGCAGCAGCUUAAAAAGACUCGAUGAGGCUAUUGGAAGUAACGGAAAAUGUCUAGAGAGCGACGAGGAGCAGUAUCUCGAGGAACUUUAUCAGCCGAGACCUAUCUGGGGACAUAUCUGA
Messenger RNA from Clonostachys rhizophaga, 1497 nucleotides. Lineage: Eukaryota; Fungi; Ascomycota; Sordariomycetes; Hypocreales; Bionectriaceae. The record is from the annotation of a GenBank genome assembly.